AUGGAACUUGGAGGUGCGCUGGAAGCGUUGGAUCCCAAUUCCAUCAAGCGCUCUGUGCUAAUGGAGGUCGAGGGUGUCCCUUUGGUCAGCUCCAUGGCAGAGGAAUGGGGUCACUUAUGGGGCUUCAAAGCUCGGCCCGAUGAUCUUCUCAUCUGCACUUACCCUAAAGCAGGGACCACUUGGAUCCAGGAAAUUGUAGACAUGGUUCGUCAUGGAGGAGACCCACGGCAAUGUGGUCGUGGCCCAACGCACGACCGCAUGCCCUUCAUAGACAUGUUCCUUCCAAAGCCCUUCCCCUCUGGUGUAGCCCAAGCAGAGGCAAUGCCCUCUCCACGCAUGCUCAAAACUCACCUCCCGGUUCAGCUCAUUCCCCCUUCCUUCUGGGAACAGAACUGCAAGAUCAUUUAUGUGGCCAGGAACGCCAAGGACAACGCGGUCUCCUAUUUCCAUUUCCAUCGCAUCGGCAACCUGUUGCCCGAACCAGGAAAUUGGGACCAGUUUCUAGAUAAUUUCAUUGCUGGGAAGGUUGCCUGGGGUUCUUGGUUUGACCAUGUCCGUGGCUGGUGGGAAGCCAAGGACCAUCACCCAAUUCUGUAUCUCUUUUACGAAGACAUGAAAGAGACCCCAGACCGGGAAAUCCAGAAAGUAGCCCAGUUCCUAGGCGUAACGCUUCCAGACCCGCUUGUGAACCAGAUUGUGCAGCACACAACGUUUGAGAGCAUGAAAGCAAACCCGAUGACUAAUUACAGCACUAUACCGUCUUUCAUCUUGGACCAAUCUGUGUCGCCCUUCAUGAGAAAAGGCACUGUGGGAGACUGGAGGGACCAUUUCACAGUGGUUCAGAGCAAACACCUAGACAAAGUCUGUGCCCGGGAACUGGGGGGCAGCGGCCUGGCCUUCCGCACACAAAUCUAA
Messenger RNA from Euleptes europaea (tarantolino), 915 nucleotides. RefSeq names its product sulfotransferase 1C2-like. The coding region runs from base 1 to 915 and encodes 304 amino acids. Gene Ontology annotation, cellular component: cytoplasm. Gene Ontology annotation, molecular function: sulfotransferase activity. Gene Ontology annotation, biological process: sulfation. The record is from RefSeq and is a predicted model, not a curated record. NCBI's taxonomy places the organism in Eukaryota, Metazoa, Chordata, Lepidosauria, Squamata, Sphaerodactylidae. The transcript has 7 exons.